AUGGACACGCUGCUCGUUUCCUCGCCCUUUCCGCGAGCCUUGCUCGCCCCGACAUCAACGCGCACGUCGCUGCGCUCCUCGCAUGCCGGCCGGCCGUUGCUAGCCGCCCCCAGGCGUGUGUCGCUGCAUGGGAGGCCGACCGUCAGCAGCAGGGGGGGGAGGGGCGCAGUGGGGGUAGUGGCGGAAGCGGGAGAGGCGGAAAUGGAGAGGGGGAGAGCCGCCAUGCGCCAGUGGUGGGUGCGGGAGGGGUGGUGGGUGCGCCACGGGUGGUGGGUGCGGGAGGGGUGGUGGGUGCGCCACGGGUGGUGGGUGCGGGAGGGGUGGUGGGUGCGCCACGGGUGGUGGGUCCGCCACGGGUGGUGGGUGGGUGUUGAGUUGUCGCUCUCUCACUUCCCACAUGCCUCGCUCCCCCACCGGUCAUCAAUCCUCCUUCACACCCGCCCUCCCGCCCUGCCACGCCUCUCACCAUCCGCGUGCCUUCCUCCCGCCCUCUUCGAUACGCUGGCCAACCCGCCAACCUUUCCCCAUGAUAUUCCGCACUCCCAUGCUCUCCCGCACUCCCAUGCUCUCCCGCACUCCCAUGCUCUCCCGCACUCCCAUGCUCUCCCGCACUCCCAUGCUCUCCCGCACUCCCAUGCUCUCCCGCACUCCCAUGCUCUCCCGCACUCCCAUGCUUUCCUGCACGCCACCCUGCCAUGCGCGCUCGUAACUCUACCGUUGUCCGCCUCUCCCCCAAUCUUUCCCCC
Molecule: messenger RNA, 746 nt
Organism: Closterium sp. Naga37s-1
Lineage: Eukaryota; Viridiplantae; Streptophyta; Zygnematophyceae; Desmidiales; Closteriaceae
Source: the annotation of a GenBank genome assembly